AUGUCAUUUUUAGCUGGUACUCAUCGAUUUCUUGAUCCAAAAUGUAAUGAGAUAUUAGAUCAAUUUUAUGAAUGUAUUGAAAAGAAAAGUCGAGCAGUAGGAUCUUGUGAUAGUCUAUUAGCUCAAUUGUAUCGAUGUAAAAAAGAAGAUCUUGAAACUCAUCGACAAUUGAACAAAACUGAAACUGAACGAAAACAACGUGAACGAAUAAUAGCACGUGAUCCAAUUAUUCAAAAGAAACUUGAAAUUCUUAAAAGAUUACAAGAAAAACAAAAAAAUGAAUCAACAUCUUCAUCAUCAUAG
Rotaria sordida is the source of this 303-nucleotide messenger RNA. NCBI's taxonomy places the organism in Eukaryota, Metazoa, Rotifera, Eurotatoria, Philodinida, Philodinidae. The record is from the annotation of a GenBank genome assembly.